Messenger RNA from Plutella xylostella (diamondback moth), 2887 nucleotides. RefSeq names its product translin-associated factor X-interacting protein 1. Gene Ontology annotation, biological process: S-methylmethionine cycle. Gene Ontology annotation, molecular function: S-adenosylmethionine-homocysteine S-methyltransferase activity. The record is from RefSeq and is a predicted model, not a curated record. NCBI's taxonomy places the organism in Eukaryota, Metazoa, Arthropoda, Insecta, Lepidoptera, Plutellidae.
CGUUACGAUCUUCAUAAAUGCUACCUUGUUAUUUGUUUUGACUUUUGUAAAUCAGCUGUCGUCAAUACCUACGUCAUUUAUUUAUUUAUUCUUUCUAUCAAGAAUCAAGAUUUAUUUUUACUACAGCCUUUCACUAAAGCAUACGAACUCUAAAUACAAUCAGGUACUCGACUUUCUCGUAGGAUUACGUAUGCACCGCUGCGUGCCUUAUCUCUCAGAGUGUUUAUAAUAAAAGUGAUUGCCUUCUUUACCACUCCCUUAUCCGACUUUGUGUCGCUGUAUUUUUGGAAAUAGUGAAAGUUUUCAAUAUGUCGGAGAAGCCGAGAAUUACCAUAUUGGAUGGAGGGUUCUCGUCCCAGAUAUCGUGCUACGUGGGCGACCGGGUGGACGGCGACCCGCUGUGGACGGCGCGCUUCCUGCAGACGCACCCCAAGGAGGUGGUCCGCGCGCACCUCGACUUCCUGAAGGCGGGCGCGGACGUGCUGCUCACCGACACGUACCAGGCCUCCGUGCCCGGCUUCGUGCGGUACCUGUACCUGGCGCCGCCCGAGGCCUACAAGCUGCUGGGCUACGCCGUGGAACUCGCCAAACAAGCAAGAGCCAAGUAUUUAGAAGAGAAAGCUGUGAGCACCGACCGCAUACCGCUCAUUGCAGGCUCCGUCGGCCCAUAUGGAGCCCACUUACACGACGGCUCAGAGUAUAAUGGAAGCUAUGCGGACACCACCUCCAAGGAAACCAUGAUUGAGUGGCACCGGCCUCGGGUCCAGGCGCUGGUGGAGGCCGGCGUGGACCUCCUGGCCCUCGAGACCAUCCCGUGCGAGAAGGAGGCCGAGGCCUUGCUGGACCUGCUCAAGGAGUUUCCCAACACCAAAGCCUGGAUGUCUUUCAGCUGUAAGGAUGGAAAAAGUCUAGCUCACGGAGAAGACUUUCAAACUGUGAUAAAAAAAUGCUGGGACUCAAAUCCCAAACAAUUAAUCGCAAUGGGGGUCAACUGCUGCAACCCUCAUUUUGUUGAAACAUUAUUCAAAGGAGUUAAUGAUGACAGGAUGGAAUCUCCAAUACCUUUUGUGGUGUACCCCAACUCGGGAGAGAAAUACAACUCGGAGCUGGGCUGGGUGGACCGCGACAAGUGUGACAGCUUGGACACAUUUGUGGACAAGUGGCUGGACCUCGGAGUCAGAUAUGUGGGAGGGUGCUGCAGGACUUAUGCUGAAGAUAUCAGCAAAAUAAAAAAAGCUAGAGUUUUUGGUAUUUCUGUUAGAAAAAAAGACAGAGAUAAUCAAUGGAAACUAAUAUUACGUGACAAUGACGAUCUUCAGGAUCAAAAUGUUAAAUUAAAAUCAGAAAUAGCAAAGUUGAAGAAAGAGUUGGGCAAGAUAAAGGAUGAAAAGUUUUCAGAUUAUUUAAAUUUAAUGCUAGAACGGGAUGCACGAUAUACCUUAUACUAUCAGAACUUGGAGCUAGAAUUAAAACUCAAAGAACUUGAUGGAUCUCGGGCAUCUGUUGACGAAUCUUACGGAGAUCCUAUAAUUUUGAGAAUCGCAUUAGAUCGAUGUCGAGAACAGUUGGCAGUCACACAAUCAAGUCUGGUAAAAAUUACAGAAGAAUAUGCAGAUACAGUUCCCAGAAGAGAUUUUGAUAAACUGGAAGCUAAAUAUCAUGAUAUGAAUAAUUUUAAUGAAUCUCUAAGAAGAGAUUUGGACAAGUUACAACAGAAAUUCAAUCGUCUGCUAAGCCUCAAAAAGAGCACUGAUGAAGAGUUAACUGAGAUAAAGGACCGAUGCAGAGAGCUAGAGCGCGCCGGCACCCCGCGCCCCCAGUGGGAUUUGUGUGCUGACUUCAUAGGAGGCGGCCGCGAUCGAUGGAGGCAACUUGCAAGUGCUCUAUCAUCAAGAGACAUUCUAAGGGUGCUCCUGAAAGAAUUAGGCCCAGCAGCGGAGAGUGACCAUUUGGAACAUUUUGAUGGACUGGGAUGCGAUCCAAUAAUACCUCCAUAUCUUCGCUACGAAGGCAAAGUGCGAAAUCUCAGACUGUCCCGACGGGAAAUCAGUGUUAUUAUUAAUGACAUAUGGUUGGGAAAACUGGAGAGUGGAAAAUCUUUAUCUAUGCAGGAUUACGUUACCAAAUAUUUUGAAGAUAGGUACCAGCAACCCUCAGUAAGAGCCGAGUGGGCCUACAACCUGUGCUCUGGUGCAGAACAGAUGCUAGAUGAACCUCAGGUGAAACUGUUCUGGGGAGUACUCCAUGGCCAUCUCAGUGAAGAUAUCUACUGGGGCCUUCGAGCAGAAUGGCAUAUUCUAAAGGAUAACUUGUAUAUACAGAGUAAAGAUGAUGAGACCAUAACAGUAGAUGAAUUCGAAAAAGUAGCGAAGACAACGUUCCCAUUGAAAAGUGAAGUUGAUAUUAAGAAUUUACUUGACGUUGUUAAAAAACAGUUGAAACUUAAGUUGAAUCAUAAUGAAAUUAAUUUGGACAAAUUGUUUUAUGAGAAUGAAGAAGGGAUUGAUCGAGUUGAAUUUGCCCGUGAGCUAUAUCGACAGAGACAAGUGGCUCAAGACAAGUACAUACGAGAAAUAGUAGCAGAGCUUGGUGGAAAAAAUGCCCCAAAUAAAAUGAUCAGUGUGGAAAACUUAAAACGAGCGUUUGCUAUUGUUGAUCCUGCCAUAGAUCACAUUCGGAUGGAAAGGAAUGUGCGUUGGGCAUUUUCAAAUAAAACCUCAGACAUUGACAGUAUCGCACCGUUACCCUUAAAAACCCUAGCAUCUAGAUUGGCAGCCGGUGAUAUCGAAAGAGUUGGUCCUAGAUAUAAAGGCGCUAAGCGCCGUAUUAUUUACAAGUAAAAUAAUUUAUAUUAACUAUAAGAAAAAAAGACGAUCCUACAUGAAUG